Molecule: messenger RNA, 1404 nt
Organism: Pochonia chlamydosporia 170
Lineage: Eukaryota; Fungi; Ascomycota; Sordariomycetes; Hypocreales; Clavicipitaceae
Product: secretory lipase
Exons: 1
Coding region: 1-1404 (467 amino acids)
Biological process (GO): lipid catabolic process
Molecular function (GO): triacylglycerol lipase activity
Source: RefSeq, a predicted model, not a curated record
AUGAGAGCUACCAUUCUUUCUUCCGUGGCCACAGUGCUUUCUUUGGCCUAUAACGUCGCACUUGCUACUUCACCAGCAGCGGCUCCUACUGUGAAGCCAAAUACUUCCUUUAAUGACAUACCCCAACCCAUUUUGCAAAAUGUAUACGAAGCCCUCAACUUUGAAAGAUCCAACCAUGCAAAUGGUCGAGUGGAGGAAGAUCCCUUCUACCGUGUGCCAGCUGUGGCAUCGAGAGCCAAGCCAGGCACACUUCUCAAAGUUGAAAUGAACACAAACACUUCAAAGUACACCAUACCACCAAAUACGGCACUGUCUAGAAUCAUGUUCGCCUCCCGAAAUUUGAACGGCUCCGUCGUUCCUGUGUCCGCCUACGUGCUUUGGCCCUAUCACCCCCGUGAAAUCGAUGAUGGCUACCCCGUCGUUGCCUUUGCUCAUGGAAAUUCUGGAAGUCUUGGAGACUGCGCUCCAUCUCACCUGCGAUCCUUGUGGUACCAUUUCGAAGUACCGUUUGAGUUGGCACUACAGGGCUAUGUAGUCGUCGCGCCGGACUAUCAAGGGCUGGGGGUGAACAAAGACCAACAUGGGCGACCAAUCUAUCAUAACUUCUUGGCGAAUCCAGCAGAAGCUAAUGAUUUGUUUUACGCUACUGAAGCCGCGCAGAAGGCAUUCCCCAAGCUAUCACGCAAGUUUGUGACAAUGGGGCAUUCGCAAGGCGGCGGAGCAGCAUGGGCAGCUGCCCAUCGUCAAGCUGAGAAUCCUGUCAAAGGAUAUCUUGGAACGAUUCCUAUCUCUGCAGUGACAAAGUUCCUGGAAGAAAGCCCCGGUGUGCUGCAUAACUCGUCCAGUGGAACUGCAAUUUUAGUUGCACACGGACUGAGAAAGGUGUUCCCGGACUUUGAACCGAGAAGCAUACUGACACCCAAAGGAAUUAAGCGACUGGAUUUUCUGCGACAGAUCCAAGGUUGCAAUGCCGUUGUCUCUCAGCUUUUCCCUGACAUUGGCGAACUCGUACAUGACGACUGGGCUACGAACAAAUAUAUAUUGGAAUAUCAAAAUCUCACACAAAAUGGCAACCGAGCAAUUGCUAGCCCAAUGCUGAUUAUGCAAGGAACAGCAGACCCAGCAGUUCCUGAAUCAGUUACAACAUCUGUUGUCGAUACAAUGUGCAGAAAAAAAUUGGGCUCUUCUGUAAAUUACGUACGGUUUGAGGGAGUCGGCCAUACUCCCACCUGUUACGCAAGCCGUAGGAUCUGGCUGGAUUGGAUUGCGGCAAGGUUUGCUGGAGAGCCUCUGACUUCUGGCUGUCACAGGGAUCUAAUAAGGAGCGCCUUGCCGUAUAAGAACUAUCAAUUUGAAACAAACUUCGUGCUCAAGUAUGCGACGUUGAAAUACGAGUUGGCCUGA